AUGAAAGAUAUUUUCGUAAGUCAACACUUCAGUAUCAAUACCAAUAUUUUCAAUAUCAACACUGGCAAUAUCCCAAGAUCUAUCAAUACCGUCAAUACCAAAACUCAAGAGUAUUGGUAUUGGUACAUGCCUAUGAACAUCUCGAAUUGUGAAAAUCUUGUUACUGAACGAUUAGAAGAGAUCAAGGACAAAGUCGAGCAAUACAACAAGCAACUGGACGACAAACGAAGACAAUUAAUUGGAUUUACAUCAGCCAUUGAAGAUACAAUCAUACAGUAUGUGCAACGUUAUGGCAUUAUUCCGCUUCAAAUGAAAACUGAUCUCAAAAUAGCCUUGCUCGGGCAUGAUUACAAUGCUACCAUACUUCAAAGGAAAUAUGAACGGGAAAAUCCAAAUGAAUAUCAAGUUCAAGUAGCGCAACGGCUAUGUACAGCGAGACAUAAACUGGAACAAUCGAAACGUGAAUUAAUCGAGUUAAAACAGCGAGUAUUCUACUACAAAUUUCCUUCUGGACUCGAAGAUACUGGCGCAUCGCCAUUGUUAUUGACCGACUCGACAACAGCUUACAGUACUGCCCAUCAUAAACUCUUACUCGAAGAUAAACAUGAGAAAAUAUAUCAACGAGAGAAACUUGAUUCUCUCGUACCACAUGUAAUUCGAGCAGAAACCAGGUAUCAUCAAGCAGACGACAAAUUCAACAUCGAAUACACUACCAUGCUAAAUAAUCAUCGCAAUCUUGUACGAAACAAAGGAAUGACAACGGCGUUAAGUAGUUUGUUGGAACAACGUCUGAGCAAUAUUACCGAUCGAUUACGAGAUAUUCACUAUUAUCGAAUCAAUUUCCUGCUUCGCAGUUCUUAUGGUGAUCUAGAAAACAUGUACAAACAAACAGAACCUAACCAUCAAGUGAACAGCAAUACAUUUCUGUCGAACGUGAUUAGUGAUACAAUGCAUGGCUUGAAUAUGAAGCAAAUACAACUACUCAGUAGAGGACCAUGCUACGUGCCACCGUGCCAGUCACGACUUCUCUCAUCAUCUUCCAAUCUAACAAGCACGUCAGUUGCAGACAUCGUCAAGAAACAGUAUGCACCAUUGAAACAUCAAAUAGCUGGUCUUCUUUCAAAACAUCGUAUCAAUAUUGUUUCGUCAUGGGAUAUCCAUUCAAAUCUACACCAAAAAUUUACUGAUCGUGUUGCCAUUUCAAUUCCACACCAUGUUCAGCAACGCACCAUGUACGAGAUGAAAUUAGUUCAAUCGAUACACUAUAACCGUAAAGUCAACAACCUUAUUCUGCAACGAACAGCCGACAAUCGGAAUACUUUCUAUAUUGGCAAUCGAAAAGAAUUCGACACGAAAGCAAACAAACACAUGGCAAAAUCAGACGAUAUCUAC
This is a messenger RNA of Adineta ricciae, 1392 nucleotides long. Lineage: Eukaryota; Metazoa; Rotifera; Eurotatoria; Adinetida; Adinetidae. The record is from the annotation of a GenBank genome assembly.